Molecule: messenger RNA, 4150 nt
Organism: Aricia agestis (brown argus)
Lineage: Eukaryota; Metazoa; Arthropoda; Insecta; Lepidoptera; Lycaenidae
Product: flocculation protein FLO11
Exons: 21
Coding region: 640-3840 (1066 amino acids)
Biological process (GO): negative regulation of DNA-templated transcription; regulation of transcription by RNA polymerase II
Cellular component (GO): histone deacetylase complex; transcription regulator complex
Molecular function (GO): transcription corepressor activity
Source: RefSeq, a predicted model, not a curated record
AACAGUCCGAGACGCACACGUCGGGCCGCCAAACUAAAAACACAGUUUCAGUGACAGUUCCGCCGCCAUCCGACAUCGGCCGCGUCUCGAUGUCUCACUAUUUAUAGGCGGGCGGAGUGGCGGCCGGCGGCGGUGCGGCGCCCGGCGGUGCCGUGCGCGAUGUGCGGACGGAGCCCCGUGUUUACCUCUCCAGUGUUGUGAAAUCGUGCGCGAUGUAGCCCACCAUGGUUGUGAUAUUCCGUAAGUCCCCCGGCCGUCCGCGCCGGAUGUGACGCGGCCUCGCUAGUGAACUGUGUUUUAUUUACAAACUUCAGUUGUAAGGUUAGCUAAUUUUCGUAGCGUUAUUUAUCUUCGAAGGUUGUGUACGGUAAACUUUUUUUCCCGUCUUCUCCGGUUGUGACUACAUUAGAUGAACCUGGUUCAAACUUGCGACUUGUUUUGUUGAGGGUUGCGCCCGGACUUAGUUGUUAUGUGACAUAUAAUGAUACUUGGACUUUGAUGAUUUGUGGAAGUGGAAACGAGCGAUCGUUAGACCCUUUACCCAGGAAUAAGGACUCAAUUUUUUUGGAUUGGCAGGGAGUUUUAGGACUGUAGGAUGACAACGUAAAAAUGAGCGGCUAGAGACGCCGGCGAGUUGGGAUGACUGCUGUUAACUCGGUGUCGCGCGGCCGUCUCCCGAUGCCGACGUUCUCGCCGCGCGCCGUGCUGAUGUACAGCGCGGCGGUGGGCGGCGAGGGGGUCGCGCUGCAGCUGCGCGAGGCCACGCCGGCCGAGAUCGACGAGCGGCUCAUCUGCCACGAGCCCGACCUGCUCGCUGAUCUCUUCCACGCCGCCGUUGAUAUCGAAGGCGAGCACGAGGGUCUGACGGCACUGCUGGGCGCCGCGUCCCCCGACCUGGCGCUCGCCUCCGACGCCUCCGACAGCCUACCGCUGCCUGAUGACCACGAUUGCACGUCGUCGAUGUCGAGCAUGAGCGGCGUGACGACAGUGUCGGUGUCACUGGCCGGGCUGGACCCUCGCCCGCUCACCGUCAAGAAGGUCCGCCCCAAGCCCGCCUCGCCCAACCGCCAGGGGCCGCAGCAGUGCCAAGUAUGCAACAAGAUAUUCGGCAACGCGUCGGCGCUGGCCAAGCACAAACUGACGCACAGCGACGAGCGCAAGUACGUCUGUAUCACCUGCGCUAAAGCCUUCAAGCGGCAGGACCAUCUGAACGGGCACAUGCUGACACAUCGGAACAAGAAGCCGUACGAGUGCAAAGCGGAUGGGUGCGGAAAGUCCUACUGCGACGCGCGCUCGCUGCGGCGACAUACAGAGAACCACCAUCAACCGCCGCCAGAGAAACCCGCGCCGAGCGUGGAGUCCAGUACGCCGACGGACAAGGACACCAGCCGCGUCCCCGCACCCGCCUCCCCCCCGCGCCUCACUACCUCUGAGUCCAGCAGCAGUUCAGAGAAGAGCAGUAGCGGCGAGAGCAGCCCGCCCCGCACGCCGCCCGCCCCGGCCGCGCCUCACACGCCGCCCGCCCGCCCGAAACCCAAACCCACCAAGACAAAGACCGGCACGACGCUCACAGGGAGUCCGAAGCCCGCGAGCGUGCCGGGCAAGGCGGGCGACAAACCGGUAGAAUGCAACCUCUGCCACCGCAAGUUCAAGAACAUACCUGCCCUUAACGGUCACAUGAGGCUGCACGGCGGGUAUUUUAAGAAGGAUUCAGACAGUAAAAAGUUGGACAAGAAAGAAUCAACAGGGCCGCCACUGCAGACGGCGUCGGUGUCGAUACGAGCGCUCAUCGAGGAGAAAAUCAUCAGCCGACGAGGAGCAACAGCAGCCAGCACAGCAGCCACAGGUACAGUCACGAGUACGGUGCAGACGCGGCCGGCGUUCGUGACCCCCGCCCCUCCACCGCUAUCCACAAUCAGAACGUCAUCGCCCGCGUCGCCCGCCGCCACCACGGCGCAGUUCGUGUCACCGCGGGCGCCGCCAGUCGUCACAGUCGCCAAUGCCACCGCAACACAGAGAGACACGACGCUCAUCGAGCUUCUCAAGAAGACCAAGGUUGUGAAAAGGGCGGCAUCAGACCCAGGACAGGCAUCACCGCAAGGAUCGCAGGAUUUAAAUUUCCGACCAGAAAUAUUCGGCGUGUCGUUCAACUCCGACGACGGGUACUUUUCCCCGGCGCUGAACGAAGACACGUUCCAAUUCACGACGGCGGGAGAUCAUUUAGAGGAGUUCGCUUCCUUAGACGACUACGCAACGGUCGCUGCUUCAAUAAGAGACCGAUCCCCCGUCACCUACCCAUCGAGUCGACGGCUCGCAGCAGUACUCAACUCACCGCUGCCAGAAUCCUUAGCUGACUUCGGAGCGUGUCACGGUGGAUCCCCCGUGGCGUCUCCCGGACUAGGGUACGCGGAUAGCUCGCCUGGACUGUCGUAUAGUACGGGGGACUCGCCUAUGAAUUACGCUGCUUCUCCGAGCGGGAGCUACUCCACCCAGCCGGAGCCGUCGCCGGGUCUCACCUACCCGACCCCGCCGGCGUCGCACGAUGCCCACUCCCCGGCGCACACGGUCCCGAGAGCGUCCUCACCUCUCACGGCUGCAUUCUUCACUGCCACUAUGUCGAGCCAAGAGGAGGUCGAGGAAGCUUUGGAGGAGGUGUUGCCCGAAGAAUGUAGGUCACUAGAUGCGUACACGUUAGAAUCGUCGACGACGGCACGACGGAUCAUGCUUAAUUCUGAGGAUCCUCUGUUGUCCAGUAAUCCACGAGAUUUCUCACACCAACGGCCGCUGCGGCGACAGUCCCGCAUCUCCCCCGCUAGCACGUCAUUGCAUCAAUGGCAUCAAGAUACGUCGUCACUACAGGUAUGUGUUGAGGGAAGAGAGUCAGUGCCCGCAGUGUUCCUAAGUCCGAGCAGCGUGCCGGCGUCACCGCGGCGGAAACGUCGCGCGUCGCCGGCGGGCCCGUGCCGCUCGCGGAUACGAAGAUCCAACUCCCACUAUACCCCGCAGCCGAUGCUGCCUCCGGACAGGGAUGGCACGGGGCUACUGGCUGAACUGUCGAGUGGUCUUCAAGCGGAAGCGGACGUGACGGCGGAGGAGCCGGCGCCGCGCAUCAACAUCGGGCCGGAGCACCAGGCGGCGCUGCCGGAGAUGUGCAACAACCGCGUCGACCUGCACCGCGCGCCCGAGCAGCUGCUAUGGGACCCCGGUAUCAACGACGCGCUGGAUGAUAAUGAAGUGCGUAUGUUCAUGGAGCUGGCGAUGUGCGCGGCGAUGCCGGUGGGCGGGCACACGCGCGAGUUCGCGCUGCAGACGCUGGGCGAGUGCGGCGGCGACGUGCGCGCCGCGACGCUGCGCCUCAUGUCGCGCCCCGCCGCACCGCAGCAGCACGACGCGCGGUGGGCGCCCGCCGAGCUCGAGGCCUUCCUCGCCGGCCUCGCCGCACACGACAAGGACUUCUACAGGAUAGCGCAGAUGGUGAAGACCAAAGAUUCGAAGCAAUGUGUGCAAUUUUACUACUUUUGGAAGAAGGUGACGAGGGACUACAAGACGCUGUACCUCAGGAGUUGGCACGACGCGCAGGUCCCCCAAGGUCCGCUAGGCACGGCCCCGGCACCCUGCGCCUCGCCCCCGCCCGCCGCCUUCGAGGGCGAGGAGUUCCCCUGCAAGAUAUGCGGGAAAGUAUUUAACAAAGUAAAAAGUCGUAGCGCCCACAUGAAGUCGCACCGGCCUCUCGACGCCGAGCCCAAGCGGCGCCUCGAAAAGCCUUAUGAAAAGGUCGAGAAAUCCGACGACAGAUUCCGAGCGACUGGCGAAUAUCAAAGCAAAUUGCUCACGAAAUAGCUUCACUCGUUCUGUCCCCGCGCGGCGGCGGUCGGCGGCGGCCGAAUUCUUUUCCUUUGAUUUCUGCCCGCUCGGACCUCGCCUUUGUCGCUGUCCACCUUUAAAUUAUUCUCUGCGCUUCCACCGUUCGGAGGGCACGUUUUGUUGAAAUGUUUGUACACCAUUUAUUUUCAUUCUCAAUGAACUUCGCCGACCAUUUUUUGUUCGAUCGAGUGAGUAAAGUUACUUUUUAAGUCGCUUCGGUUCAGUCGAAAUGCUAGGACGUGGCAUUUAUUCGUAUUAACGAGUACAAUCACAGAGUAGUUUUAUA